AAUCUGCUGGGUCAUCACUGCCUCUCUGUGUCCCUCACCCCAGGCCAGGGGGCCUGAGGGCUUGGGCUCAUCACGGGUGUCCCCUGUAUCCAGCGCAGGGCCAAGUCUAUUAGUCCAGAAAGAAGGGACUUGGUAAUACCAUACAGAAUAUCCACUUGUCUUAAAAUGAAGAGGCAAAGGCAUUACACUUGAAAUAUGAACAGAUGGAGCCAGGAGUCAGCCUUGACCUGGCCAUGGGAUGAAUGAAUCCAGAGCCGGGCCCAGGAACUUACUGAAGGAUGAUGCUGGUGUUGGCUGAGCUUCCAUUUUCCAGCUCUACUGUAGCAGGAACAGUGAAGUCAACUGUCGACCCUGGAAGGAUCCAAACCAUUAGCAUCUCCUAGGACUUAUAAUUCCUCUGUGAGGUCCACAGAGCAGGGAGUUGUUGGAGCUCCACAACUUGACUUUGGGGGUACAGAAAAGGUAGGAAGCACUUCCUAGAAGAUGGGCAAUUAUUUGUGGAAUCAUCUGGAUCCUUGUGAAACUCCUGAAGACCUGGCUCUGCUCCAUCACCAGCAGACCAGUGCAGGCUGGACAGUCCUACACCCUUGGCUAUUAUCAGGGGAAGAAGGAUACAAAUAAUCAGCCAACUCCUUAUCAUGUUUCUCAAUUUCAAAGAACUAGAAAGAAAAACCGCAAGAGAAGUUCAGGUUAAAGUGGGAGCAGCUCAGCAACAAAUGGACAAUAUGCCACCUGGAAUCAUGGCACAGACAGUUCAUAAAGCACUUUCACCUCACACCUGUGACCUCAUGCAAUUUGCAUCACCAGCUUGGAGGAGUGGAAUGUGGACUGAGAAACUCAAAUAUUUGGUCAGCAAAAGUCCCCAGCCUCAGGGGUGGAGAAAAGACAUCAGGACAGACAUCGAGAGCUCAGUUUAUUAAAGUGCCAGAAGAAGGGUAGAGUGAUAGCUAUUCACUAAAACUGUGUCUUGUGAAUGCUACAAAGUAGAAUUGGAGAAUUUCAUGACAAUGGGCUCUGUUCGGCCUGGCCCUCUUCCUGUUUAAGUUCUAUCUUCCAGGCCUCACUCAGAUACAACUUUAAGAAGUCUCCCACUCCCGAACCAUGCAUCACAGGAGCAGCCUGGGGUCCGGGGCCCCCAGCUCCUUCAGUAAUCUGCAAACUCCGCGACGCGGAUUCAGGCGGCAACUAACCAGAACGCAGGGAAGGGGCUCGGACUCGCCCUGGGGUAGGGCCACCCACACCACCUCGGCAGCCCAGUGUCCCCUGCCUCCGAUCACCACCGUGCGGGCCUUUCCGCCUGGAAGCCGUCUGGUGUCUCGAGGCCAGGACUGCUGCUGGGUGACGGAACCCUGCGCGGCAGGAUCCCCAACCGACUUACAGUGCCGAUCUUCAGCCCUCUGGGGCUCCGCCGGGCAAGUGGGGGAGGCUGCCGGGGUCGCUCCAGCUCUCGCCCGAGGUCCCCUAGGCCCGGGAACCAAGCACACCGGACGCCGGAUCCGUUUCCGACUGGACGUGUUGCCCCCCGUCAGCUGGAUUUUGGGCGAGGGCGGGCCAGAAGUCACCUGACUGUAGUCACCUGACCUGGGCGUACAGGGGCAAGAGCAGGAUGUGAGCAGAAUCAUCCAAGCCCUAAAUGAAUGCCUUGCUGCCCUUCCUCGGCAGCUGCUCCAGGAAGUCUGUGGCAUUGGAGUGUCAGGACAAAUGCAUGGAGUCAUGUUUUGGAAAACAGACCAAGGUUGUGAAUGGAGAGAGGGAAGAGUUUCUCCUGUGUUUGAGCCUGGAGCCGUGAGCCACCUGGUCACAUGGCAGGAUGGCCGGUGUAGCAGCGGGUUCCUAGCUUCUUUGCCCCAGCCAGAGUCCCAUCUCAGUGUGGCCUCAGGAUUUGGCUGUGCAACCAUCUUCUGGCUUUUGAAGAAUAGCCCAGAGUUGCUGAAGUCCUACGAUGCUGCUGGCACCAUCCAUGACUAUGUGGUUGCCAUGCUGUGUGGCUUGCCAAGAUCCCUGAUGUGCGACCAGAAUGCUGCUAGCUGGGGAUAUUUCAACACUCAGAGCCAAAGCUGGAACUUAGAGAUAUUGAGGGCCUCAGGCUUUCCUGUCCACCUGCUCCCAGACAUCGCUGAGGCCGGCAGUGUGGCAGGCAGAACUUCCCGUGCCUGGUUUGAAAUCCCAAAGGGGACACCGGUGGGCGUGGCCUUGGGUGAUUUACAGGCCUCCGUGUAUUCCUGUAUGGCCAAAAGGACAGAUGCAGUUCUCAACAUCAGCACCUCAGUUCAGUUGGCAACCUCCAUGCCUUCUGGAUUCCAGCCGGCGCAGACUCCAGACCCUGCAGCUCCUGUUACCUACUUCCCAUACUUUGACAGGACCUACCUGGCAGUGGCAGCAUCACUCAAUGGGGGCAACGUGCUGGCCACGUUUGUCCACAUGCUGGUACAGUGGAUGAUGGAUCUAGGUCUAGAAGUUGAAGAAUCCACUGUGUAUUCACGCAUGAUCCAGGCAGCUGCACAGCAGAGAGACACCUGCCUAACUAUCACUCCAACGGUGUUGGGGGAGAGGCACUUACCGGACCAGCUAGCCUCAGUGACCAGAAUCUCUUCCUCUGAUCUCACCCUGGGGCAUGUGACCAGAGCCCUGUGCCGAGGCAUUGUCCAAAACCUGCACUCCAUGCUUCCAUUUCAACAGCUCAAGGAAUGGGGUGUGGAGCGGGUGAUUGGCAGUGGGAGUGCGCUGUCCAGGAAUGAGGUGCUGAAGCAGGAGGUGCAGAGGGCUUUUCCCUUCCCAGUGUCCUUUGGGCAGGAUGUGGAUGCAGCUGUGGGGGCAGCACUGGUCAUGCUCCAGAAAAAUCUUAACCAGAGGGAGUCUUAGUGCAUUCUUUGGCCAAAGGACUGUUGGAAAUUUUAUCUAAUUCACAUUCCUGACAUGACGUUUGGCUCAUCCUCUUCCUGGACAGUUUUGUGGGCAGCUUUUAAGCAAAGCUUGUUUGACCAAGGCACUGUCUUGACCAAGAACCUACCUUCAGGGCAUACUCUAAUAAUUCAGCCAAGAGUCAUCAACUGGAUCCCAAAUCCGUGCUUUCCAAGAGACUUGCUAGGGAACCACUCACAAAUGUAAAUGUGGAAAAAAGACAGAGGGAAAAAAAAA
Molecule: messenger RNA, 3138 nt
Organism: Canis lupus familiaris (dog)
Lineage: Eukaryota; Metazoa; Chordata; Mammalia; Carnivora; Canidae
Gene: SHPK
Product: sedoheptulokinase
Exons: 12
Coding region: 1702-2862 (386 amino acids)
Biological process (GO): carbohydrate metabolic process; cellular response to lipopolysaccharide
Cellular component (GO): cytosol
Molecular function (GO): sedoheptulokinase activity
Source: RefSeq, a predicted model, not a curated record